AUGAUGCUUCAUCGGUCUACCGUCUCCUCGGUAUUCAAUGAAGUCUUCGCUUUGUUCAACCCUGCCGAUAAGAUCAGAGUAAACAGAGACGAGGUUAUAUUAAAUACAGGACCAGUACUGAAUAUUCAUGACUUUGGAAACUGGCUGGAUAAUGCACUGGUGCAAUCCAUGGAUUUGGUCGACGAUUACUUAGGAAUUAAAGUGUUUACUGAUAAUGCUGGUGGACCUUCUUACCCGCAGACUUUUAUGCCUCUAUACUUAAAUUUUCUUCAAUCUAUGAUGACUCAAUAUCUUGCCAAUGAUUCACAGAUCAAGCUUGGCUCUAUUACCAAGCUAGCUUUCCGCCUCAGCCAUCCCAUCAUUGUUCGUCUUUUUCCCAUUGACCUUCCUAGAAAAGCAUCUCCGGCGAUGACUCUCAUAUCUAUUAUAACCAAUGUCCGAUAUGAAGAGUUUCAAGAAAUGCCGAAGCAUGGCUAUGAUCGGAUGGAUGGUGGCAGCGGUAGACAGGCAGCCGACAUGGACUUCGGCUGGGCCGGCGAUGCGGCUGAACGCCUGGAUGCCGGAUCGCCGGAAUCCUUCGAGGAGAUCGAGCGACCUCCGCUCCGGCAUAUCGACAAAUACGUGCGAGCGGAGUGCCCCUGUCUUAGCCAGCGAUACACCGUGGCGGUCAUGACCUGCCUAGGGUUUAUGAUAAGUUUCGGAAUUAAGUGCAAUCUUGGAAUGGCUAAAUUGAGACUGGAAGCUCUGAUGCAUAACAGGACGGAGUCAUCACACGGUAUAAUUUUCAACUGGACAGUAGGCAUGGAGAGCGCCGUCGAUUCCUCGUUCUUCUGGGGUUUCUUUACGCAAAUUCCGGGCGGAUUGGCUUCUAUGUAUCCCGCCAACCGGAUAUUUGGAACAGCCAUCGUCGGAACAUCCUUUCUGAAUCUGUUGAUGCCCGGAGCGAUGGAUCUACAUCCUACGGUCGUUAUCAUAGUUAGGAUCAUGCAGGGACUAGUCGAGGGUGUAACAUACCCGGCUUGCCACGGUAUCUGGCGAUUCUGGGCCCCGCCUCUGGAGCGCUCACGUUUGGCUACAAUUGCGUUCUGCGGCUCCUACGCCGGCGUAGUCGUCGGAAUGCCGCUAUCAGGUAUACUAGCCGGCAAAAUAGGUUGGCAGGCCCCAUUCUACUUCUAUGGUGUCUUCGGGCUUAUAUGGUUUGUGUUUUGGUUAUGGUUAACAUUUGAAAAACCACGUAACCAUCCUGUGAUAUCAAUAAAGGAGCUAAAAUACAUAGAACAAAGUCUCGGAGAAUCGACUCAAAUAGCCAUGCCGACAAUCAGCACGACUCCUUGGAGGAAGUUUGCGACUUCUAUGCCAGUCUGCAUUAUUGUGGCGAACUUUUGUAGAUCCUGGAAUUUUUAUCUACUAGUUAUUUUCCAAUCGGCCUAUUUGCAGAACACAUUUGAUUUCAAAAUCGAAGAGACUGGUCUUGUUGGAUCAUUGCCUCAUUUACUGAUGGCUACUAUAGUUCCAUUUGGUGGUUUAUUGGCUGAUUAUCUGCGGAAAUCCGGGCUGAUGACAACAACAACCGUUCGUAAAGUCUUCAACUGCGGCGGAUUUGGUAUGGAAGGAAUAUUCUUCCUUGUCGUAGCCCAUGCAAAAACAGCUAUGGCUGCUACAACUGCACUAACAUUUGGAGUGGCAUUUAGUGGAUUUGCUAUAUCUGGCUAUAAUGUAAAUCACUUGGAUAUUGCGCCAAGAUACGCCAGUAUUCUGAUGGGUUUGUCCAAUGGAAUCGGAACUAUAGCUGGCCUGAUAUGUCCCAUAGCUGUAGACCAUAUAACUAGAGGUAAAGAAAGUUGGAAAACAGUGUUCAUUUUGGCAGCUACGAUACAUUUCAUAGGCAUCACUUUCUAUGGACUUUUCGCUUCAGGAGAGUUGCAAGAAUGGGCUGAACCGACUGCUGAGGAACAACAGUCGUGGAAUCCUUCUGUUAUUGUUCACAAGCAAAUUGUGAUGCACAGGGAAACAUCAUUUGUAAGAAAAUAUAAGAUUUACCUACUACUACAACUAAUUAGUAUAUUAAUAGUUAUAGGUGGGUCUCCUGUGGAUCCAAAUUCCAAGCUAAACAUCGGUGCCGGUCCUGGUUACGGAGCAGUAGAACCCAUUCACCCCACGAACCCAUUUGCCUACGCAAAUCCUGUCACUGAAGAACACGUGCAGCCUGAAGCCACUGAUUCCUAUAUGCACGGCGGUGACGACCUCGGAAAAUAUCAAUAA
This is a messenger RNA of Ctenocephalides felis (cat flea), 2262 nucleotides long. RefSeq names its product vesicular glutamate transporter 1-like. NCBI's taxonomy places the organism in Eukaryota, Metazoa, Arthropoda, Insecta, Siphonaptera, Pulicidae. The record is from RefSeq and is a predicted model, not a curated record. Gene Ontology annotation, molecular function: neurotransmitter transmembrane transporter activity; L-glutamate transmembrane transporter activity. Gene Ontology annotation, biological process: transmembrane transport; regulation of synapse structure or activity; monoatomic anion transport. Gene Ontology annotation, cellular component: synaptic vesicle membrane; excitatory synapse.